This is a messenger RNA of Populus euphratica (Euphrates poplar), 773 nucleotides long. Its product is annotated as phytohormone-binding protein-like. The record is from RefSeq and is a predicted model, not a curated record. Gene Ontology annotation, molecular function: signaling receptor activity; abscisic acid binding; protein phosphatase inhibitor activity. Gene Ontology annotation, cellular component: cytoplasm; nucleus. The transcript is spliced from 2 exons. Gene Ontology annotation, biological process: defense response; abscisic acid-activated signaling pathway. Lineage: Eukaryota; Viridiplantae; Streptophyta; Magnoliopsida; Malpighiales; Salicaceae. Bases 175 to 639 code for a protein of 154 amino acids.
AGGACAAGACAAGCAUCUGCAGACACAUUAUUUUUUCCUCCUGCCCAAGAAAAGAUGCCAUACAUGAUAUGUGCAUCCUGCCCUAUAAGAUUCUCUUAUCGCUCAUGAUUGACAUAAUUUCCCUAGCUUCUGAUAGACACACCCCUAUUCCCAAGAAUUUUGCGUUUGAGAGUCAUGAUUAAGGAAGUGAAAACCCAAGUCAAUGUUGAGGUUGGAGUGGAUGUCUUAUGGAAAGCUUUAGCUAAGGAUUUGAAGGAAAUUCUUCCAAAAAUGAUGCCAAAUUUAGUGAAGGAUGCUGAUAUGCUAGAAGGAGAUGGUGGCCUUGGUACAAUCUAUCUCUUCAACUUUGGUCCUGGUAUAAAAACAGUAACAUACCAGAAAGAAAGGGUUUCAGAGUUUGAUGAGUCUGUUCAUCGAAUCGGCCUGGAAGUAAUAGAAGGAGGCCAUCUGGAUCAUGGGUUUUCUCAUCACAAGGCAACUUUCCAGCUUACUUCAACCGGAGAGCAGGAGAGUCUAAUUAAUGUCAAGAUCUCGUAUGAGUCUGCAACAGAAGAAGAUAUCAUGCCACCAAAUACACCAUCGUCAACAUUACUUUUCAUCAAGAACCUGGAAAAUUAUUUGGUGCAUGGUGCACCUUAGAUCAUUUUUAUUACCCGGGUUUCUUCUCUUUUGAGUCCUUCCCUGUUACUGUAAUGAAGGGCAGAGAAUUUCAUUUUGAUGCAUUGAUCUUCAGUAAUUUUUGAAGUAAUAAAGUUUCCAUCUCAUUGAAUUAA